Molecule: messenger RNA, 957 nt
Organism: Phasianus colchicus (ring-necked pheasant)
Lineage: Eukaryota; Metazoa; Chordata; Aves; Galliformes; Phasianidae
Gene: SIX6
Product: SIX homeobox 6
Biological process (GO): regulation of transcription by RNA polymerase II; eye development
Cellular component (GO): transcription regulator complex; nucleus
Molecular function (GO): DNA-binding transcription factor activity, RNA polymerase II-specific; RNA polymerase II cis-regulatory region sequence-specific DNA binding
Source: RefSeq, a predicted model, not a curated record
AUGUUCCAGCUGCCUAUCCUCAAUUUCAGCCCGCAGCAGGUGGCCGGGGUAUGCGAGACCCUGGAGGAAAGCGGGGACAUUGAGCGCCUGGGGCGCUUCCUCUGGUCCCUGCCCGUGGCCCCGGCGGCUUGCGAAGCGCUCAACAAGAACGAGUCGGUGCUGAGAGCCCGGGCCAUCGUGGCCUUUCACACGGGGAACUACAGAGAGCUCUACCAUAUCCUGGAGAACCACAAGUUCACCAAGGAGUCCCACGGCAAGCUGCAAGCCCUGUGGCUGGAAGCGCACUACCAGGAGGCGGAGAAGCUGCGGGGUCGACCCUUGGGGCCGGUGGACAAAUACCGGGUGAGGAAGAAGUUCCCUCUGCCGCGCACCAUCUGGGACGGCGAGCAGAAGACGCAUUGCUUCAAGGAGCGGACGAGGCAUUUGCUGAGGGAGUGGUACCUGCAGGACCCUUACCCCAACCCCAGCAAAAAGAGGGAACUGGCUCAGGCCACGGGACUUACCCCCACGCAGGUGGGCAACUGGUUCAAAAACCGCAGGCAAAGGGACAGGGCGGCGGCCGCCAAGAACAGGCUACAGCAGCAGGUCCUAGCGCAGGGCUCGGGGCGAUCGCUGCAAGCGGAGGAGGAGAGCGGCGGGGAGGCGGGGGGGGCGGCCUCCAGCCCAGCCGUCAGCCUCUCCAGCAAAGCGGCCACCUCCGCCAUCUCCAUCACAUCCAGCGACAGUGAAUGUGACAUCUGACACCGAGCGCCAUGACGAAGCGGGGGGAGCUCCCCAGUGCCUACCGCUGCGCCCGGAGCCGGGCUACGGAACCCCCCCCGAGCCGCCGGACCCGCAGAGGACUGCAUUAAAACCCGUGAGAAAACAAAACAAAACAAAAUCGUUGUCGCCUUUAUUUCCGAGGAUUCGCAGAAUUCAUGCCUGGAAAAAAAAAAGAAAAGGAAAAAAGAAAGAAGA